AUUUUGAAUAACAACGUUUGAUGGACUAGCUUAUAUGACUUAUUUUACUGCUGGUGAUUAUUACAGAAGCCGUGGCAACCAAAAUGGCGUCUGUGGUUGCGUGGGUCUGUUGCGUUUAUUUCGUUUAUGUUCUGAUUACUUAGAUUUUCUAUGAGUGAUGUGGUACUAUUCUGAACCAAAUUAACAUUUACAUAAGAUAAUAAGAUAGGGAUUCUUUAUGAAUUAUUGAUUCUUUAGGAAUGGGAUCAAAAAAGCACAAGAAACAUAAAUCUGACAAACGAGAUCGAUACGAAGAUAAACAGUUUGGAGUUGAGAAACCGCCUGCGCUUAAGCUAAUCCUGAAGGUUGGUAGCUCAUCGACUCCAGAACACAGUAGCGAUUCUCCAGGUCCGUCAAUUCCUCUAGUACACUCGAACAACUAUAGUGUAGCUCCAACAACGGGUGAUGAAGAGUCAAGACAUUCCGCAGCAUCAUUCCUUGGAAGGGAGGAAUUACAUUGCGAAAGGCAACACAAAAAAGCCAAAAAGAAAAAGAAGAAAAAGGAAAAAGAUAAAGACAGAGACAAACAUGAAAAGAAACAUAAACAUCAUCAUAAGGAGAAACGUAAGCGGCUUCGUGAUGAAUCAAGUCAGGAUGACAUCAGUAUGGGUGAAGAGUCACUUUCUGAUCCACCUCUUCCAAAGAGGGUAGUGGGGGAUGUCAGCAACUGUAAUCUGAAACCAAGUAUUGUAGGAGAAAUUAUACAAAACCACGGUAUGCCAGGAGAUGGUUUAUAUCAUCAUCAUUCAGGCCAAAUUCCUGUUGGUAUGGUUGGACUUUCUCGUGAGCCACGGUCAUGUGUGCUACGUCAGCGACAGGAGCGCUCACCUCUUCAAAAACUUUUGGAUUAUCUUCUGAAGGGUCUAGAGAAGAGGGAUCCACAACAGUUUUUUGCAUGGCCAGUCACAGAUCACAUAGCACCAGGUUACUCUCAGAUCAUUCACCAACCAAUGGACUUCAGCACAAUGAAACAGAAAAUUGAUGAAAAUCAGUAUUCAGCUCUUAAUGAAUAUAUUGAGGAUUUCAAAUUGAUGUGCAACAAUGCCAUGGUGUACAAUCAUCCAGACACAAUCUACUAUAAAGCUGCCAAGAGGCUUCUUCAUGUUGGGCUUAAAAUGAUGAGUCCUGAUAAGUUGAAGCCACUCCAUUCUGUUCUGACAUACAUGGGGGAGUUAACUUGCGAUGAGCUUGGAUUUGAUUUGGGCUUUGAGGAACUUGUUCAGGUACCUGGAGGUGUGAAGAUGGAAACACCAGAAGAUCAAACUGUCGGAGAAGAAGGGGAAGAGUCAUCGGAGCUCCGUAGGGAACACAGGAGAAAGCUGAAGGAAGCUAGUAGACCACUUGGGAAGUUUGAAGCUAUACCAGAUGACCUAACCCCAGAAGAAAUUCUCGAACAAGCACAGAGAGCAGCACAGGCAGCAACUGAAAGGCUGACUCUUAAGAGACCAAACACAAAUCUGGGAUUUUUGAGACAGCGUAAAGAUGGUAGUACAUCUUUAUCAGUUCUUGUUCCUGGGGAAGGUGUAACACCAGGGACCAACGAACGACCCAUUUCAUUAGGAAUGUUGACUGGAAAACUCACACAUGGAACAGGUCAACUGCAAGGGUUCAGGGAGGACAGGCGGAAUCUUGCUAAGACUGUUAAACCAUUGUAUUAUGGUGCUUUUGGCUCUUAUGCCCCCUCUUAUGAUUCCACUUUUGCCAAUUUAACAAAAGAAGAAUCAGAUCUAGUAUACCAAACUUAUGGAGAUGAAACAUGUGUGCAAUAUGCUGAAAGCAUUUUGGAUUUCUCCAAGGACUGUGAUUACACACUUACAAUGGUAGAUAAUUUGCUGGAUCUACUGACGGGUGGUGAGCAUCGCAAGACAAUGCGUAUAUUGGAGGAGAGGCGGAAAUUACGUGAGGAAGAGGAACAGAUUAGGCAAUUGCUAGAGGGGAAACCAAUUUCUGUGCAGUUAAUGUCAGAUGAAAAGAUACAUUCAUUGUCUUCUUUACCACCAGAUAUUAAAGUUGAUUUUGGGGCCUUGAAGGCACUUUCUGAUGUUGGAAUUGAUACGAAGUUCCUUGACGUUGUUGAGCAAGAAAUACAAGUGAGGGAGGAACAAAGAGUAGCAGAAGAAGCGAUGCAAGUCCGUCUGGAACAGACAUCUGUAUUGCUGCAAAAGUUACAACAAGUUCAGAGUGAUCGGCUAAGUCUUACUCCGCCAGCUCAUUUGUCCCAUGUUUCCCAGCCUUCUGAUAGUGAAGUUCAGCUUGCGGAGAAAAUCACAGAAAGCCUCAAAGAUAUGGCCAAAAAGGUGGAUCCUGUCAUUAUUGCCCCAGUUCCAUCUCUUAGGAAAGCCAUGGGAAUAUUACCUGGAACCUCGCCCCCUGCAUCUCCAGCUGAGGCUAUGGAUGCUGAGUCCUCACCUGUGGACAUUAGUCAUGAAGAUGGGGAACAGAGGCAGAACUUGACUCUUAAUACAUCUGAUGGCAUAACGUCAUCUUGUAACAAUGGAACACCAAACACUGCAACUGCAGAAAUGAGUGGCGUGCUUAAUGAGUCUGUGCCGAGUGAGCCUAUAGUAGAGGAGGUUGAUGUUGAAGGCACAUCCUCUCAAGCAGAAGCAGAGGAAGAAGCGGGGGAGGUAGGAGAAGUGCCAGAUCUUGAGUCUGAACUUCGGGAAUUUCUAGAAAGUGAACCUGCACUUAGCAAUUCACCACUGCAAGAUGACAGGACUAUAGAAGAGAUACUGUCAGAGUCAUAAAAAGAAUAAAUACAUUAUGUAACUCAUUCCAGGAUUUCCAGUGGUUUGUGUUUCAAAGCUUGAAUGGUGAAGCAAGAUCAUUUGGAAACAUCCUCUUCUUCUUCUUCUAUGGCUCUCUGGUCCGUAUUCAGUCCAUGGCCUCCUCAAUUCUCCUCUUCCGUUCGGUCCUCUGUUAGGUCCGUCUGUUUGAGGCUUUGUUUGUGGUUUCGAAACAUCUUCCUUUUUACUGUGCAAGGUUGUUAGCCUUGCGACCAACCCCCAACCUGGAGGACCAGGGUACCGGUCUUAGUCUGCCCUCUCCCCCUCGACAAAUCUGGCUAGGGAAGCCCUACCAGCAGCUAUGCUACCGCCAGCAUAGCUUUUGGGGUCACUGAGGUACUCAAGCCCCACGACCUCAACAAGGUGCAGGUACCAUUAAGUGGGGAUUUGGAAACAUACCAGUUGAUAUAAUCAUUUGAGGAUGUCCAGUUGGUAUGCUGGUUUGAACAGGGAAGCAGCUUGCCAUUUCUGGUCCACUGACUUAUUUUCUAAAAUAUUUGUUUCAUUUCAGUUUUCUACAUAAAAUUUAGCGGAGGGUACACUAUUACAUGGGAUUCAGUACUUUUCCACUGUAGUAGCUGCGAAUGAAUUGCAUGCUUCAAGGUCACAACAGAAUUUUGCAGUUUUGCAACAUGAAUAGUGAUGCCUAGGUGAGCGAAGGCAGCUCGGAACUAACACUGUAGCAACACUACUGGUGGCUUGGAGUGUGGGGGUCCUUCCAUGGCCUUGAAGUAUGCAGUUUGUUGGUGGCUAUGUGAAAACUGAUGAAUUUUAAAAAUUUCCAUGAAAAUGUUGAUGAAUUGAGCAGAUGUUGGGUUUUGGUUUAUUGUGUUGUUUUGAAAGGAAUUUUAACAUAUUAGUGGCACUUGCUGCCUCAAAAACUCUUAGAAGUAUCAGAAGUUGUUUCAGAAAUAACACUUUGCUGUAAAUAAGAGGACUAAUCAGUUAGUAUCCCCUCAGGGGCCCACAUUAGUAGGUGUGGGGUGUGGCACCCCUGAGCUACCUAGUGCCUGGAGGUAUAGCUGGGUCACCCUGUCUCUGGGGGCCAUAAACACAGGCCUGGUUCUCCAGGUUGGUGGUUGGGCUGGAAAACACUGUAUUGUUACAAAACCUCGAAUAGCCUCUGGGAACCGGGAUGAUUGGUGGUGUAAAAUCGAGAACCCAAGGCUUGAUUUGCCAUUGGAGAGAGAGAGAGAGAUUGAGAGAAUCAAUUAGUAUGGCAGAAGACAAUUUUGAAUUAUCUGAGGUUUGUUCAUGGGAAGAUAUCACAAAGUGCAUGUGAGAAAUGUGCUCAUUCUGUAUGGGUGGUAAAAAAGGUGCCACCUUUUCCCCAUAUUUGACGUUUCUCUGACAUAUUUUUACGUGGAAACAACAGAGCUCUAAUUGUUAGCAUUUAUUUAUCCUUUUUGUAAGGAAUUUAUUGUAAACUUUUUGCAUACAGUUUUUAAAAUUAUUGAUAUGUCACAUAUGCAUAUGACAUUCACAUGUUGAUUUAAUCACAAUUAAGCUAAUUCCUUUUUGUCUUAACCUCUCAGAAUAAGUGCAAUAACUGGAAACAGUAAAUGUCACUAUGGUGGAUUCAGUUUAUCAGAAUCACUUAUCAAAUUCCACAUUAUCAGCUGUUUUCUUUGAAUAUGAAUUUUAUGUCUGCUACCAGUUCUUACAUUAUUCUUGGCGACAGUCAUGGCAAAACUCCAUUAUGUUUAGUAGUAAACCCGAAGUUUUUGUUAUGUACCAUAUUGAGUAUUACACAAGAAUGUGCAAGUGCUCUUAAUGUUUUAUGAAAAUGUAUUUAAC
Molecule: messenger RNA, 4622 nt
Organism: Zootermopsis nevadensis
Lineage: Eukaryota; Metazoa; Arthropoda; Insecta; Blattodea; Termopsidae
Gene: Brd7-9
Product: Bromodomain containing 7/9
Biological process (GO): regulation of transcription by RNA polymerase II
Cellular component (GO): nucleus
Source: RefSeq, a predicted model, not a curated record